Messenger RNA from Spodoptera littoralis (African cotton leafworm), 501 nucleotides. NCBI's taxonomy places the organism in Eukaryota, Metazoa, Arthropoda, Insecta, Lepidoptera, Noctuidae. The record is from the annotation of a GenBank genome assembly.
AUGGAUAAAUUAUUUGAAAUAGAAUCGUUUGAAUUAUUUCAAAAUGUAUUACAACAAAUCUUGGCUAAUUUGUAUUACUCAGAAUCCACAUCAACAAUGCCAUACAUAGAAGCUGAAACUGUUCAAGUAGCUAAACAGGAAUUGAUCUUAAUUAUUUCAGAUUGCAAUUAUGACUUGCAAAAAAUUAAAGAUGUAAUUAGAAGUAAAGACUGGGUUCCUGAAAAAGUAAAAUGCUUUCUAGACUUAUUAGAAGCAAACAAAUCAAAUGUCCUUUACUCAGCCUACAAUCACUUCAACAGUAGUUACUGUGAAACUGUUCUUGGCUAUGAUUGGAUCGUAAAAUUAAUCCUUGGAACAAGUGAAUUGAAGACAAUCAAAUACCCACUACUACAAUUAGUAAUGACAACAUUAAAUAAAAUUGGAAAACCAAAUAAGAUCUUAUAUGAGGCCGAUAAAGACAUGUUGUUGAAAAUUAUAAACAGUUUAGAAUCCUUAAAAUAA